Penicillium maclennaniae is the source of this 783-nucleotide messenger RNA. RefSeq names its product proteasome core particle subunit beta 7 (gene pre4). The transcript has 3 exons. Gene Ontology annotation, cellular component: proteasome core complex. The coding region runs from base 1 to 783 and encodes 260 amino acids. NCBI's taxonomy places the organism in Eukaryota, Fungi, Ascomycota, Eurotiomycetes, Eurotiales, Aspergillaceae. The record is from RefSeq and is a predicted model, not a curated record.
AUGAACCACUUCCCCGAAGCCUGGGGCCGACCCAGGGACGAUGUCUACGGCGCUUACAACUCUUCAUACCUCCAAACUAGCGGCCCUAAGACACAUACCUCUUCGCCGGCCGUGACGGGAACGUCGGUCAUUGGCGUGAAGUUUAAUGGCGGUGUCGUCUUGGCCACCGACAACCUAGCAUCGUACGGAUCCCUCGCGCGGUUCACUGACGUGAAGCGUCUGCGCUCCUUUGGCGACAAGGCGGUGGUCGGUUUCGGUGGAGAUGUGUCCGACAUGCAAUACAUUGACCGUCUCCUCGAAUCGAUCGAUAUCCGAGAGAACUACUCCACUCACGGAAACAUGCUCAAUGCCAAGAACCUGCACACUUACCUCGCCAAGGUCUUCUAUAAACGGCGCUCUGAGUUCAACCCGCUGUGGAACCACGUCCUUGUUGCAGGCUUCGAUGGAGAUGGCGAGCCGUUCCUCAGCUCAGCAGAUCUUCUGGGAACGACUUUCUCUGCCCCGCACCUGGCGACUGGAUUCGGUGCUCACCUUGCGGUUCCGAUCCUGCGACGAGUAUUCCCCGACGAGAAGCCGAUCGAAGAAAUCAGUCGGGACCAAGCUGUUGCGGCCUUGAAGGACUGCUUGAAGGUGCUGUUCUAUCGUGAUGCACGGAGUCUGGACAAAUACUCCAUAGCCGUGAUUACCAAGGAGGGCAUUGAUUUGAAGGAGAACGAACAGCUCGAGGGCCAGAGCUGGGCCUUUGCCGAGAGGAUCAAGGGAUACGGGGCCCAGACAAACUAG